Molecule: messenger RNA, 1330 nt
Organism: Lactuca sativa (garden lettuce)
Lineage: Eukaryota; Viridiplantae; Streptophyta; Magnoliopsida; Asterales; Asteraceae
Source: RefSeq, a predicted model, not a curated record
AUGGGACGACGCAGUGUGGAACGCGGGAAGCACUGAAAUCAAAACGAGAACGUAAUCGAUCAGAAGGUGUUGAAAGCCGAACGACUUCCUUAAUCUACGAUAAGUAUUUCGUUUUUCUUUUUGGGUUUCAAUCGGGAUGAAGAACGAUUUCAGAAGCUGUUUUCGGGUUCCAAAUCGCGAUUUUCUUUGUAUUUAAACCAUUUUCCUGUGCACAUUUUAACACAUUGCGUUUUUCUUAGUUAUUUAACCAUUUCAUGUGUAAAAAACAGAACAACUGGAUAUAAUAAGAAGUAAUUGUCUAGUUCCUGAUGAAAAUGACUAGUUAUUUGUUCCUGGUAGCAGCCAACAAGAUCCAGUUACUUUGGAUUGAAUUGAAUGUGUAUUAGGGGGAUAUAUUUUGUAACAACUAUGGUCUGGUUUUUGUUUUGUUUGAUGUAAAUCCUAGGGAAAACUAUUACACUCAUUUGUGGUUCCUUAAUAGCAUUGAACUUGAUAAUUUGUUGAAUGGAGGUUUUUCUAAGAUGCAAUCUGAGUUCACAAUGAAUUGUUGAUAGCGUUUUGCACAUUUUUUGGCAUUGCAAAUGAAACAGUGAUGGAUUUUAACAUAUAUGUUGCCAUUGGAAAUGGAAUGUUAGCAGACUCUUGCACAUUCAUCAACGAGAUUAGAAGAUGGCAGAAGGAGGUGAAAAAGUGAAAGGGGAAAACCCUAACUCCAAAGAUGGUGAUAUGGAAGCUGAAAUACAGCGUUUAAAAGAUGAAGGUUUUUUCAGAAUGGGCAAAGCAUGCACGGGGUGUUUGCUCUAUUCCUCAUUCCUAAGAAGAUUCAAUUCCGGUAACCCUGUUUGCCUCGGCUUCUCCCGUACUGAAAUUGUUCCUGGCAAUUACUAUGGAAAACCAGAGAUGGACGCUACAGAAGGCUUUCAUUUCAUAUACGCUUGUCUUGGUGAGUCCCUGUUUGUAGAUGAUAUGCAGCAUCAAAGGGAGGCGCCAAUCUUUAUUGCUGGAUACCGGGCUUACUAUGUUAGAGAAAAAGCCACUGAUUCUGAUGCCUUUAGCAGGUUUAAAAGAAAUGCAAAUGUAGCUGCAUCAGAGGUAGCGCAGAAUGUGCGGAAAGUUGGGAAACGAAUCAAGGAAAAAAUUGAUGAUAUUUUGCGUCCACCAACAAAGUAAAAAAAAUGGACAAAUGAUGUAAAAAGUUACAUUGGUUUUGUUAAUAUGCAACAUCCUAGUGCUACUACUAUUUUUGUACAUCUACUGGCUACUCAUAUUAAAAAACCAAAAGUAGGAUUGAGUCGCUAUAAAAUUUGAAAAUAAUGGUUUUCCUUGGUUU